UUGUUUACAAUUUGUUUGUUUUUGAAUUUCAAAUUGUGUUUUGUGCUGUUUUUUAAAGUAAUAACUAAAAGCAAUUUAAAUGGAUCGCAAAUCUCGAGAAUAUCAUCGAUCCUCGUCUAGAAGAAAGCGUUCAAGGUCGCGUGAUAAUGAUUCCAGAGAAAGGCCCAAGUUACGAAAAAUCAGUCCACCAUCAGCUAAAUUGGAGAGCUCUGAAUUCAGUUUUCUAGAUCACAAGCAUAAUUUAAAUAAAAUACUUACAUACAGUAACGAUACAAAUGUUGUUGUGAAUAGUUUAGAGGAUUUCUGGGUAUUCGUUAAGAAAUAUGAAGCUACUUUGAAGAAGGCAGGUAAACCUAUCAUAGAUUGUGAUUCCAGCAUUGAAAAGGAUACACUUAGACAAGGUUCUGAUACACCCUUUUCCAAACAUGACUGCAUUAAUUUUACAAGUAAAAUGAAGUAUAUGGACAGUGCAUAUGAUGAAAGAGAUAGAAAGAGAUUGGACAAGAAAAUGUUUGAUGUAUUUUUGAAGAUUGUUUCAAUUUACCUGGACUUUAAAAAUAAAGAGAAAUUUGAAAAGUUGAAGAAGUUAAGGAAAGCUCAGAGAGAUCUACCUGUUGCUAAAUACAGAAAUGAAAUAGUAUCAGCAGUGCAAAAUGAGAAAGUUGUAAUAGUAGCUGGGGACACUGGUUGUGGGAAAUCCACACAAGUGCCACAGUAUCUACAUGAAGCGGGAUUUCAGAAUAUUGCAUGUACCCAGCCCAGAAGAAUAGCCUGUAUCUCACUGUCAAAGCGAGUUGCAUAUGAAAUGCUCACACAGUUUGAGAGCAAAGUCGGCUAUCAGAUCCGGUUUGAAAAGAGCAAGACCUCCGAUACUAAGAUAUGUUUUAUCACUGAGGGGCUGUUACUUAGGCAGAUAUCAGCUGAGAAUUUGCCAAACUAUGACGUAAUAAUCCUCGACGAAAUACAUGAAAGGCACUUGAUGGGUGAUUUCCUACUGGGCAUCUUGAAGAUCCUCAUACACACCCGCCAUGAUAUCAAACUGGUGCUGAUGUCUGCCACUAUCAACAUUAAACUGUUUGAAGACUACUUUUCAACUGAGAAAGCUGUUGUUAUUCAAGUUCCAGGACGACUGUACCCGAUCGAAUUGAACUACAAACCUAUACUGAUUGAAGACAAGCCAUCGAGGGACGACAGACUCGAUCCGCAACCCUACGUUCAAAUUAUGCAGUUGAUUGACAGCAAGUUUCCUAGCGACGAAAGAGGCGAUCUGUUAAUCUUCAUGUCGGGCGUUCAAGAGAUAACAGCAAUUUGUGACGCCGCGCAGCAGUAUGCAGAGAAGAAUAAGAAUUGGAUCGUUUUGCCGCUGCACAGUGGACUGUCUCUUAUUGAACAAGAUAAGGUAUUCGAUUAUCCACCAGAGGGCGUUCGGAAGUGCAUAGUAUCGACUAACAUUGCUGAGACAUCGGUUACUAUUGAUGGGAUUAGAUUUGUCGUAGACUCGGGAAAGGUAAAAGAGAUGAGCUAUGAUUCGUCGACAAAAAUGCAAAGACUAAAAGAAUUCUGGAUAUCUAAAGCGAGUGCUGAUCAGAGAAAAGGAAGAGCCGGCAGAACUGGCCCCGGGGUAUGCUAUCGCAUAUAUUCCGAGCAGCAAUACACAGAUUUAGAAACAUUCAGUACACCAGAAGUGUCUCGCGUGCCGCUCGCUUCGCUUCUGCUGCUCAUGAGCUCACUCGGCGUCAGUGACGUCAGGCGCUUCCCCUUCAUUGACGCGCCGCCUGGGGACGCGGUGGAGGACGCCAUUUUAGAGCUGAAACAACACGCAGCUCUAACAUCCAACGAGAAACUGACAGCCCUCGGUAGAGCGCUAGCCAACUUACCCGUAGAGGUAUCGCUAGCUAAGGCCCUGGUGUUAGCCAGUGCAACUCUACCACCACACAAAUUGGACUCUGCUUUGGCCCUAACAGCUGGUUUGGGCAUCCGUUCCAUUUAUACUACAAGGGCGCAUAGGGAUUUUGAAUGCGAAAAUGCCCGUAAACCCGACGAGUCAGACCACGGCGAUCCUAUAACACUUCUGUCGCUAUACUGUGCGUGGUUGCGAGAGAAGUCGGGCGGCGGCGGCAGAGCGUGGUGCAGGCGCCGCGGUAUUGAGGAACAACGGCUGUAUGAGCUUACUAAGUUGGCUGCCCAACUUAGAAAUUUACUGCAAGAUAACAAUUUGAUGGAAGCGCCGGAACCAGAAACUAUGUCUUCAGCGGAAAGAUCGUUGCGACACGGACAAAUGAAACAAUUAAAAGACAUGAGAAGACAAUACAAGCAAAAAGCAGCCGACGAAUCGAAACGUCGUAAACGCCUGAAAGUCGAUUCAUGGGAAAUAAUCGACGAAAAGGACAACGAUGACAAUACUAUGGACAUUCGAGACAUCGAGUUUCGAAUGACGAAUGACGCUACUCGAAUACGAGCUCUGAUAAACGGCUCUAGUGCCAGCAGUGGGAGAGAUCUUAUUAUGUUGAAGGUGGUACUAUGCAGGGCUUUGUACCCUCAAGUGGCUGUAGCUGAUGAGUUCAACCAUUGCAAGUCAAUAUCAGACCAUCUUUACCACACUUGGAGCAAACCUUUCGUGUUCCUCCACCCGACGUCCUACUUCGGUAAGCAACCCAAGUUACUGCAACUGACCGAAGCGGACAUACAGGACAAUCCGCCGGGGUAUAAAAGCAAGCUGCCGUUGUCUUCCAAACAUCAGUUACUAUGUUACUUAUCCCUCUUGGAAACAACAAAGCCAUACAUAGUGAAUUCUAUGCGAAUGCCAGCGGCUCAGACCUUGCUUCUGCUAGCGCACUCUAUUGAUACCAAUAUGGGAUUUACUAGGCUCGUUUGUGACUCUUGGCUGUUAUUGGAAUUCCCACAUACUGAAACUGGCUUGAAUUUGUUGAUAAAGGCGACAAAACUACGACAAAGAUGGGAUGCCAUAAUUAAUAGAAGACUUUCAGAUGCAAACCCAAACAAAUCCGUCGAAUCCGAACUUCAAAAAUCGCACCAAAACACUCCAUACGACGAACUACAGUACGAACUGUCUUGUGACGUCACAAGCUACAUGAACAGUGACGUAUAUUACACUAUUAAGAGACUUCUACCCGGGGACCUCAAAGUAUUGUACGUUGGAUCAGACGAAGUGCGUCCGAAUAUAGACCCUAACCCGUUUGAAGAAGGUUUCGAAUGCCGUGCACACGAGAAGAAAGGUGGAGUUUAUGUUACGGACAAUAUUGUUUAUAACUGUGUGGUAGACACAGAGUGGAGUUACAACACAUACGAAGAAACCUACAGCCUGCCUUGGACGUGUCAGAACUGCGACCUAACAUCCUGCCUUUCCCCACUAGAAAGGCUACAGCACAUCCAAUUCACCUGCGCUUCUAAACCAGAGAAAAAAGAAGAGAAAAUUGUGAAAAGGGAUAAUAGACCUAAUACCAAAGAGUAUACGUGCGAAAUUUGCAAUGAAACUUUGUAUUUAACACCUGUUGAGAUACUGAAACACAAAAAAGGAUGUAAAAUAAAGUAAUUUAUUAAUUUA
Messenger RNA from Maniola jurtina (meadow brown), 3565 nucleotides. Its product is annotated as probable ATP-dependent RNA helicase DHX34. The coding region runs from base 80 to 3553 and encodes 1157 amino acids. The transcript has 19 exons. Gene Ontology annotation, biological process: nuclear-transcribed mRNA catabolic process, nonsense-mediated decay. Gene Ontology annotation, cellular component: intracellular anatomical structure. The record is from RefSeq and is a predicted model, not a curated record. NCBI's taxonomy places the organism in Eukaryota, Metazoa, Arthropoda, Insecta, Lepidoptera, Nymphalidae. Gene Ontology annotation, molecular function: ATP binding; RNA binding.